UAAAGGAAAGCGCCAAAACUUGCUGACGUUUACCACCCACAGGUCCUGGGACCCAGGCUUGAGCAGCGACCAUGAGUUACAUCAAUCUGCCCACCGUACUGCCCGGCUCCCCCAGCAAGACCCGGGGGCAGAUCCAGGUGAUCCUCGGGCCCAUGUUCUCAGGAAAAAGCACCGAGCUGAUGAGAAGAGUCCGGCGCUUCCAGAUCGCCCAGAACAAAUGCCUGGUCAUCAAGUAUGCCAAAGACACCCGUUAUAGCAACAGCUUCUCCACACACGACCGGAACACCAUGGAUGCACUGCCGGCCUGCCUGCUGCGGGAUGUAAUCCAGGAGGCCCUGGGUGUGGCUGUCAUUGGCAUCGAUGAAGGGCAGUUUUUCCCUGACAUCGUGGAAUUCUGUGAAAUGAUGGCCAAUGCAGGCAAGACAGUGAUUGUGGCAGCACUAGACGGAACCUUCCAGAGAAAGGCUUUUGGCAGCAUCUUGAACCUGGUGCCGCUGGCUGAGAGCGUGGUGAAGCUGACCGCUGUGUGCAUGGAGUGCUUCCGAGAAGCGGCCUACACCAAGAGGCUGGGCCUGGAGAAGGAGGUGGAGGUGAUAGGUGGAGCCGACAAGUACCACUCCGUGUGCCGCCUUUGCUACUUUAAGAAGUCCUCGGUCCAGCCUGCUGGGCCAGACAACAAAGAGAACUGCCCGGGCUGGGCCAGGCUGGAGAGGCCUUGGCUGUCAGGAAGCUCUUUGCCCCUCAGCAAGUCCUACAGCACAACUCUACCAACUGAGAGGGCCUGGGGCCUGGGACCUGCCGGCUCCUACCCCAGGCUGGACUCUCAGAGACCGGAGGAGGGGCUGGAACUGCCGUGCCUAAUGGACACUGUGCCCUGGACAGACUCCUCCGCUUGUCACAGCCUUUUUUAGUUCCCUUGGUUGCAGAGAUGCUUCAGCCCAGACUGGAGCCAGCACCUGUCUGGUGGUUAAGGUUUGACAUCCAGCCAGAGGUGAGGACAGAGCCACAUGGUGUUGUGACAUUGUUGGUGCUGACUUCUUCCUCCUUGGUGGCUUUUGCUGCUGGGUUUCAGUCUCCCGGAGCCCCGCCCCUUACCGAGGCUCCACCCCUCACCGCCCUCCCUUUGUGCUGAAGCCUGACCUACACUCCCACGGUGCGCCCCCGCCCCGCCCCCUGGGCCAGUCUUUCCACAGUGGCACCAGGGCUUGCCCUGCUGAGCCCCAGCCCUGUGACUCGGGACUCUUAGUGAGAGCCUGCUUCUUGUGUGAUAGUGUAAACAAUUAAUAUUAAAGUUUGCUACCUGA
Messenger RNA from Peromyscus leucopus (white-footed mouse), 1304 nucleotides. RefSeq names its product thymidine kinase 1 (gene Tk1). The record is from RefSeq and is a predicted model, not a curated record. Gene Ontology annotation, biological process: thymidine metabolic process. The coding region runs from base 72 to 911 and encodes 279 amino acids. Gene Ontology annotation, molecular function: thymidine kinase activity; ATP binding. Lineage: Eukaryota; Metazoa; Chordata; Mammalia; Rodentia; Cricetidae. The transcript has 7 exons.